Messenger RNA from Verruconis gallopava, 952 nucleotides. RefSeq lists its product as uncharacterized. The record is from RefSeq and is a predicted model, not a curated record. The transcript has a single exon. Bases 412 to 774 code for a protein of 120 amino acids. NCBI's taxonomy places the organism in Eukaryota, Fungi, Ascomycota, Dothideomycetes, Venturiales, Sympoventuriaceae.
GUUUCGUCCCUUUCAGUCGAAGUCUGCUCUCAGCAGACGUAUUUCCGAUGUUACUCCAUUCGAAAGCAUGUCAUCUUGCUUGGUAAAUACAUAACGCAGCUCUAGUUUUGCUCCGCUGCCUUACUCUUGCCAGAGGAAUGUGGUGGGAAGGCGUUUCGUAUUUGAACGUGCUUAUGGAUUCUUCGUCAGCGACCUUUCCAAUCAGCGAUAGUAUAACUAGUGCACCAGUCCAAAUGGGCAGUUCAAUGCUUCCUUCCUCUACCUCCUCUAGCGAAGGAUGAAAACGUGGGAACAGAAAACUCGACCGCCACACCGCAGCCUUCAAUCGCCUCUAGGACCAGUGCGUCAAUACCGACCGGUCGUUUGCAGAGCGCGUCCCUCAAGCUCAUAAAUGCUGAUCUGCCACGAGGCAUGUGGGCAGCAGGUGGAAGCACUGUGACCCAGACUCCAACAAUCAGUGAUAUAAGAGGCGGUGUGUUUCCCCCCGACGAAGUUUGCGUUCACGAACGUGCAGGCGAGCAGUACCGAAGCAAAGCCAGCACUGCCACUAGGGGUGGCUCUCACAAGCGGAGCCGACAUAAUAGUGGGCUUUUCGUCGAUAAGAGCAAGAGAACAGGCACGAAUCUGGUUCAAUUUGACUCAGCAAUCAAAAAAGUGCAGGAACAGGGAGAGUAUGUGCAUCGCGAUAUUCACGACAAUGGAGUUAAGGAACAGUAUCCUACGAUAAAGAUUCAUCAACCCAUGCGACAAACAAUGGCUACAAAUCGCCACUGAAGCUGCCGUGGAAGACAUCGAUCAGAAUUGCACUGCUUUCAUUCUAGAAAUAGUUUCUCAAUUUCUCUCGGUAUCUGUAUUACUAUAUAUGGUCUCAAUGUCGUGGCCUGGGGUGACAUGCUCUUUCUUCUGCUUUGUAAUGCAGCCCCAGCAAUGUGCCAUCCAUCAUGCAAUGACA